UCAAACACAAGCAAUAAAUUAUUUCACAGUCAUGAACUUGCUAGUUUUUUCCCAGCUAUUAAUUUUCUUAACGGGCCUUGGAACUGCGGUGGCACUCAGACAUGGGAGGUGUUUGUUAAUCGCAAAUCCUGGUCCUUGCAAUGGGAAUUUUGAAAUGUUUGCCUACGACUAUGCCAACAAUGUAUGCGUAGAAUUUAUGUACGGUGGUUGUGGAGGAAACCCAAAUCGUUUUCAAACUAAAAAGGAAUGCAUACUUCAAUGUGAUGCCUUAUCAGAUGACGAUGAAUUCGAAGAACUUAUGAAUUCUACGGAUAAAAAUGAUUAUAUGACAGGACAACACAGAACAGAUGGCACACCGUCAUUUAAUAGAACUUCAUUAUCAGAAAGUUCAGAAGCAACCACGACAAAAGAAAAAACUAAUAAUCACUUCACUCUCCUUUAUUAAAAGCCAACAGCACGGGUCGUGUGUUUAGCAUACGUAGAUGGCGGU
Molecule: messenger RNA, 490 nt
Organism: Drosophila erecta
Lineage: Eukaryota; Metazoa; Arthropoda; Insecta; Diptera; Drosophilidae
Product: kunitz-type serine protease inhibitor mulgin-4
Exons: 3
Coding region: 32-445 (137 amino acids)
Molecular function (GO): serine-type endopeptidase inhibitor activity
Source: RefSeq, a predicted model, not a curated record